UGGGGGGGGUGGGACCCUCGCGUAUAAAAGGGCGCGCGAGGACUGGGCGUUCCACAGGCCAAGUGCUCUGCGCUCGGUGGGUGCCAGCCAGGCCAGGGCCAGCCGAGCGAGCGAGGACAGGCACCCGAGGGGGCGCGGCCGCCGGCCGGACGACACAGCGAGCGAGACUCAGGAGCAGUCCACGGCCCGACAGCCAGCCCCCGGAAAAGUCCGAUGCGUAUCUCCGCAGCGCGUCGGCAAUGGAGCGCCUGGUCGCCCGCCGCACCUUUCCCCUGUUCGCGCGCACCAGCGCUUGCCGCAGCCUCUUCGGGCCCGUGGACCACGAGGAGCUCAGCCGCGAGCUGCAGAUGCGCCUGGCCGAGCUGAGCGCCGAGGACCAGCGCCGCUGGGACUACAACUUCCAGCAGGACGUGCCGCUGCGGGGCCCCGGGCGCCUGCAGUGGACCGAGGUGGACAGCGACUCCGUGCCCGCCUUCUACCGCGAGACGGUGCAGGUGGGGCGCUGUCGCCUGCUCCUGGCGCCUCGGCCCCGCCCGGACGGCGCGGGCGAUAGCCCGCCCUCCGGGCCGCCGGCCGAUGAGUCCCUCGACGGCCUCGGGGAGGCGCCGGCGUCGCCGUCCAGCGGCCCGUCCGUAGCGCCUGCCCCGGCCCCGGCCCCGGCGCCGCAGGAGAGCUCUGAGCCGGAGGCGGUCCCGCCGCCGCGCAGCCAGGAGCCCCUGGCCGAGCCGCCGCACUCAGGGAUUUCGGGGCGCCCCGCGCCGGGCACUGCCGCCACUGCCACCAGCACCAACGCCGCCGCCGCCACUGCCGCCGCUGCCACCACUGCCGCCGCCGGAGGCGCCGCGAUCAAGAAGCUGUCCGGGCCUCUCAUCUCCGAUUUCUUCGCCAAGCGCAAGAGACCCGCGCCCGAAGCCAAGGCGUCGAACGAGGUUCCCGCGGGAUGCGCCGCGCCCGGCGCCGCUCCAGCCGUCGGCUCGGCUGAGCAAACCCCGCGCAAGCGGCUGCGAUGAGAGCCUCGCGCCCAACGAGCCCCGAAGGAGCCCGCUGGGCAGCGGACAGGAGAGGAGCGCUGGGCCUCGGCUGGGACCGUCCAUGUAGCAGCAACCGGCGGCAGCUGCCACGGAGCAGCGUUCGGUUUUGUGUUUAAAGUUUGAAAACUGUGCAAUGUAUUAAUAACGUCUUUUAUAUCUAAAUGUAUUCUGCACGAGGAGUACACUGGUCCCAAGGUGUAAAGCUUUAAGAGUCAUUUAUAUAAAAUGUUUAAUCUCUGCUGAAACUCAGUGCAAAAAAAUGAAAAAAGAAAAAAAAAAAGGAAAAAAGGAAAAAAACAUGUAUAUUUGUACAAAAAGUUUUUAAAGUUAUACUAACUUAUAUUUUCUAUUUAUGUCGAGGCGUGGGCCGCUCUGCCACGCGCUAGCUCGGU
Messenger RNA from Kogia breviceps (pygmy sperm whale), 1423 nucleotides. It is a transcript of the gene CDKN1C, whose product is annotated as cyclin dependent kinase inhibitor 1C. Gene Ontology annotation, molecular function: cyclin-dependent protein serine/threonine kinase inhibitor activity. Gene Ontology annotation, biological process: negative regulation of cyclin-dependent protein serine/threonine kinase activity; negative regulation of mitotic cell cycle. The record is from RefSeq and is a predicted model, not a curated record. NCBI's taxonomy places the organism in Eukaryota, Metazoa, Chordata, Mammalia, Artiodactyla, Physeteridae. Gene Ontology annotation, cellular component: nucleus.